AUGGGUCGGCUUCUGGAACGGUAUCAGGGACAGGGACCGGGGCAGCAGAUGAACGUCUUCGGCAGCCUUGUGCCUCUCCCAGGGGAUCUUUUGAAUGCUGAUGCGGCUGCUCCAAAAUGUGGUUGGCUGGCCUGCUGCAUCAAAGAGGCGGCGCCGUUGGAAGCUGGAGCAGGGACCCGAGAUGGUGGUACAGGUCGGUGUAAUUGGCAGCCCGUUGCGUUGUGCCCACCGUCCAACACGAUCCAGUACCUUGGCAAGGGAUCGGUGCAGCUGUCAGCUCCCCUAUAUCAGUGCCUCUCUAUGAGCAGUCACCAGUGGCCGACUACGGGCAUCUCCGUCGCUUAUCUGCACAUGAACGGCGUUUGCAGAAUCCAAAUCCAACUCAUAACCGAAGGGCUCAUGCAUAUGUAG
Messenger RNA from Fusarium verticillioides 7600, 411 nucleotides. RefSeq lists its product as hypothetical. The record is from RefSeq and is a predicted model, not a curated record. Lineage: Eukaryota; Fungi; Ascomycota; Sordariomycetes; Hypocreales; Nectriaceae. Bases 1 to 411 code for a protein of 136 amino acids. The transcript has 5 exons.